UUCGAGAGCAAGCAUGCGCGUUGGAAGUCUCUUGCGAGAUUUCGUUAUUAUUGCACAUGGUAGGUCGUGUUUAGGCAAAAUAUGGUCGUGAUGAUGGUCUAAAAGUUUGUCUUUCGGCUUGUGGAAACAAGGCUUUGUACUUGCCUACACACGUCUCGUACUCCUCGAAAGUGUUGCCACGUUCUAGCCGCGGGAAUAAGGAUUCAGCACAUGGUUUAAUAUGAGCAAAGCCGAUUCCUCGAAUACGAUCGACGAACAGUUGCCUGUAGACCCGGCUGUAGAGACGUUGCCUACAGACAAUGGCGAUUCGAGUCAGAGUAUUGAAAUCCCUGAGGGGAAAACAAAUGAAGAGUCGGUUGAAAAUGGCAACAGUUCUGGUGGAGAAGAGAAGCAAGCGAACGAGACGAGUCAUACUAUUGAUUUAGCCACAAUUGCACCGCCACCCCCUGUAGUCAAUCCUUGGAACAAAAGCACGAAAAACGCUCGGAAUUCCACUGAGAAAGGUAAGGCAAGAUUUAUCGGAUUUGCUUAGCACGUUUUUCAGAGGUUCACAGUAUUCUAUGUUCUGUAGUUAAGCCCGAAGGAACGGCGAAAGAAAGCGUAAAAGAGCCAGAGGUUCCGAAGGUACGGUCACCAAUAUGUCUUAUUGGCCUUUGCCAUAUCUGUGUAUUUUGAACGAAAACGAUGUUUCAUAAUACAACGUAUUUAGAAGCGUAUACUUUGUUAAUAGCAGGAGGAUAAAUUGACGGAUCCAGAAAGCUGGCCAAGCCUUGGGGAGACCGGUCAAAAUACAGAAGAAUCGAAGGUACAUGAGAAAAGUCAUGUAUAUAUAUUAUUUUUUUAACUCUCCCACCCCCCGGUUUGAAGGCUUGCGAAAUCUCUCGAGUGAAAUUUUUUUGCAAAUUUUUGUCUUCAUGCUAUUUUAUAGAAUUCUACGGUUAAAAAAGAAGCUGUUAUCGAAGUUCCCAAUAGUACAAGCGAAGAAAAUCUAAAAACGACCCCAAGAAAGAAAGGUAUCAGAUUUCAUUUCCUUCGCUUCGAAUAUAAUGUUCUUCCCACACAAAUAAAUGCCUGGCAGUACGAUUACUUAGUAACCGCAUGUAUUUAUUCACGUAGAACCAAAGGUAAGUGUAAUCAAUGCAUUCGUGUCUCCUUUAUGCAGAGAUAUUAAACUAUCUUGAUGCCAUGCUAUGAUUACCAAUGUUUAUAUUGGAGUAGGCUGCAAGUCAAUUAUUUCAAAAUAUGCCAUUUAAUAGUGUGAUAUUCAGUUGAUGAUGUAACCAUGAACGGAUUGAUUUUAGAAGAGGCUUCUUGACACUAAAAAACAUGUGAUUGAAUAUCUCAUUUGUUCAUUGGGCUUGUGUGAAUAGUGUAAUUAACUAUUUAUUACAUGCUAGCAAGUACCAUAUGUACAGCUAGUCACAAUUCAUUAUUGCAUGCAAAUUGAUAUUUCUUGUGUGGAUGUGAAAUUGUUUUGGCUGGCGACAAUACAGCGACAAGAACAUUGGAACAAUGGUCAUUUCUCUCCCACGGAGGAAAUUGGGGAGUUAACCCCUGUACCCCUUCGGACGCCCUAAUACACAUACCGUUAUUGGAAACAAAUUUUUCAGGAUCCCUUUCCCAAGAGUCUUAAUGUUUCCCGAAAAAUUAAUGACAUUUCAUGACAAAAACUCUAUAUACAUUUAAAAUUAAGCAAACAUACUUAUUAUAAACAGUUUCGGCAGCAUAUCCUGUUGCCUGUUGUGUACUUUUCUUCUCUUACAUUCUUUAUUUGAACACAAACUUGGAAAAUUGUAGUUCAUAAACUUGCAAGUUGAGCCGCCAUUUUGUUUAUUUAUGUACAUAGGCGGUCGAGGCAGUCAACAAUUUUUCACUUGUUGCCCGGCGGGAUACAUUGGGGUAUAUUAAGAACUUAUAAUAAUAAUAAUGAUUUAAUAGCAUUUCCACAUAGUGGCUCUUCUAUGCUACAAGUGAGUUUGAUUAUAAGAUAACAAAGUGUACAAUACAUACAACGGAGUACAUAAUACGACACAACAAGUAUUACAAUACGUAGUAUGUUGUACAUUACAGUAUUUAACAAUUGUCUGAAUUGACAUUACUUAUACACAGUAAAAUAUAGUACAGUUAUACACACAAUAUCAACAAAGUUUACGACGUGUCACUAAUUCUGUUUUUAAAACAAUCAAUGAAAUUAAAGGUAGACAAACUCGUCAUGGGUAAUACAAUUUAAUGGUGUGUCCUAAAUAUAACUAUGCAACUGAGUGAGAAAAAUCUGUAACAGUCAGCAGCAUUAAAAUAUUGAGUAAUCUUCUGAAGGAUAUUAAGACAAAACUAGCAUUAAUUCCUUUAAGUUUGGCAGUUUGCCCUUAAAAAACUAUUUCUUAGAAUCAUACAGUAUUUAAGGGUAUCGUCCGUAUCUAUCGCUUUGAGUUAUUAUUGUGAUCAGUAAGUUAUUAUAAUUUAUAUAUUUGAAUUUAUAAUCCUAAGAUCUUUUAUAUAUUUUUCUUACUAAAAGUAGCUUUUAGACAUUUUAAAGUAAAAUUAAUAACUUUGUAUAUAUUGUAUAUGAGGGCCACAGGGUUUUCAGUUAUAUUGCUGUCAUAUGUUUUUACCCUCUUUAAAUAAAUAUCCACUGGAUACUAGAAUUUGGUCUUGGACACAAAACUGUGAAUGACUUGUAAUUGUAUCCCAACUGGAUACCACAAAAUGUCAAGCGAGAUAAUGCUAAAUGUCUCUGGUGGGUCUCCCAAUAGCUUUGCAUGCUAUGAGUCUGCCUUCUUGAAAAUAACCGGCCUUUGAUUUUAAACUUGGUUGUCCAGUUGUUGAGUGUCCUGUUGUUAUUGUAGUUUAUAACAAUAAUUAUAAUAUAACAUUUGUAAAUUCUGAACGCUGAUUGGCUAAGAGCCGUGUUGAUAUAACUCCAUGUCAACACGGGAAAUUUUCCGCCGCUUGUAACACGGAAAUUUUUCUUAUUCUUCGGGCUUUUGACAUUGCUAUAUUAUAAAACAAAUAUAAAACAUUUUUUCCGUAUUGAUAUAUAGUUAUAUCAACACUCGUGGAAGUUGGAAAAACUCGAAAUUGUGUGAAAACACUCCGCCCUUCGGGCGUCGUGUUUUCACACAAUUUCUCGUUUUCCCAAUUUCCACUUGUGUUGAUAUAACUGUAUAUCAACACGGAAAAUGUUUUAUAUUUGUUAAAAGGUAUGUACUGUAUACCUACUCUGAUGAUUCAGGAAUGCCAAAAAUUAUGCCAUCCAGUUGGACUCUCAAAUGGAUUCUCAAAUGGGAUACUAGCCUACUGUAGAAUUUUGAACCCAGAUUUAAAUUUCAGACCCUGACUACUGUAUUUUACUUCUGUUAUAUACUUUGGCACAUUUUGCCCACUUCCUAUAUAAACAUGCACAGACAUUAAUAAGGCCAAAUAAAAAAAAACUUGGUUAGCAUCACCGCCCGCCUGUCGAUUCCUGCUGUCUCUGAAUUUUUUAUGUAAAUCUCUUUUUAAUGCUAUUAAUAAUUUCAGCACUCUUUUCGUUAUGGUUGCUACAUCCCACAAUCCGUUUUGUUCUUGUGUAAAACAGUGGUCUAUGAUUUAAGAAUUUGUGUGAUUUUUUUACCUAUUUCAGAUUUUAUCUAUGCUUCUAACACGAUGCAAUAGCAAGUCUGUCAUUGGACUUUUUAAACUUUUGAAAGUUAAUUAAGGCGAGUUGCUUACAGUGGGACAUCACAUAGCAGGAUUUUUUGAGAAUUUCACUGAUGUUGAGUGUAAAGUUUAAACAUUAAGAUCUAACAAGGAGCAGCACCAAAAAAGCGAGUAUUGGUGCCUCUUGCAUGAAUCAAACCUGCGGCCCUGAGAUUCUGGUGCAUUCCCUUGGGAAGUACUUCUUUUGAUGUUCUGCAUGGAAUUUUCAUCAUUUAAACUGAACUAUCAAAUUGUGUUAAAUUGCAAAAUGCUAUGAACAAACAGAAGAAAGAUGUAAUAUUCUGCUCUGUUUAAUAAAUCAGUUAAAACAAACAAAACGAACUAGCUUGUUUGAUAGCAGUAAAUCUCAAACAAUUGCCAGACAGAUACAGCUGUUAAGUGCACUUGAUCUGCAUAAAUACUAGACGUAUACUUAAUUAACAUACAUUACAACUAUGUACAGGAGUAUCCUAACAUGCAUGCAUAACCCAGGUUCUGAAAUUUGCAGUAUUCCAAUAUCAACAGGAUACUAAAAUUUGGUUAAAAUGGAUACCAAAAUGUCAAUGUGAAUGACUUGUAUCCUGACUGGAUAGUACAAAAUUUCAAACAUAAUGCUUAUAAAUGUCUUUGGUGGCUUAAUCCCAAUAACUUUGAAAACUACGAGUCUGCCUUCUUGAAAAUAAGCAGCCUUUGAUUUCCAACUGGGUGGUGUAGUUAUUGACUGUUGAGUCCCCUGUUGUUAUUGUAGUUUAUAGCCGUGAGAGAUUGUAUACUUUGAUGGUUCAGGGGUGCCCAAAUUUAUGGCAUACUAGAUGGAUACUAGAACUUUGAAUCCUAAUCAAUAUCCCAGUGGGGUACUGGAAAAAUUCAAAUUUAAGACCCUGCAUAACCAAUCCUGUGAUAAUAAACACGCCCAUUGUGCUUUUCUUGUCUGAAGAUUGAAGUUUUGCUGUUCUGAGUUUUGACCUUCAGAGAACAACCUUGAACAACUGGGUUCAUUUUGCCUGUAUUGGUUUAAAGUCACUCUUUGAGAAGGCAAACAUUGACCAUAUCGAAACGGCCAAACAGGGCACGUUUUGGGCAGUUUUGAAUAUUUUGUUGCAAGGAAAUGUGUUAUGCCUCGUAUUUCUCGAUUUUCCUCUUCCUGUUCUCCGCCCCAAAUUUCGUUGGUUCCAGUUUUCUCAUGUGAAAAAGCUCUGAAAUAGCAAUGGAAGGCCCUAUAUCUAGGCUGCAUCAUAGUGUACAGUAUUCAUGAUACAAAAUGAUCAGGUUGCGUAUAGUUGUUUAUUUAUUUAUUGUGCUUCGCUUCCAAACAUACAACAAUUGCAUUACAGAAUCUGGGACACCACAACAGCUUAACACCAAUUACAGUGGGUCAUUUACAAAAUAUCAAUAUAAAAAUAGAAAUAAAGUUAUUUAAUUAAGGUACGUUUACAACACCGCGAUCCGCCGUGUGGCACGCGUAAUAAAAUUUGUGCAUUUAAAAUUUCGCCUCAAUUCAGAUUGGAUUGUGGCAGCAAAUGAAAUUUAUGCACCAGAACCCGAAUCGCACAGGACAAAUCACAUUGUGUAAACACCCCUUUAGUAACAGCAUGUUAAUGGUCGGAUGAGACUUCUGCUUGUGCCGGUUACAUUUGAUACAGACAGUCUUCCAAGUUCGUGAAUCGUCAACGUUGUAGCAGGAUCGUAAUGCAGUCAAGUAGUAUGCUAAUAUUCCGUUCUUAAAUUGAAUAAAAGAAAGAUGAUUAAUCCUUAAAUGCUCCGGGAGAGAGUUUCAAGUUCUAGUUGUUCGAAGAAAGAAUGAUCGAUUAUAAGUUGUUGUUUUAUGUUUACGUUUACGUUGACGGAAUGAGAUUGCGUUGACAUUUUGCAGAUGAUCUUGUUGACUGAACAUUGAGUCUUUUUUUGUAUAUUUGUAACAACGGGAGACGUGCAUGGUAACCAGCAUCCAGAAGUGGGAUUAUUGAGUGGAAUCUCUGGGGGGAUAUACUAGAACGUUCGAAUCCUGGUAUCUCAGCACAAUUUGAGACCCUGCACACCGACGUCACAUUUUGCAUGAUGUAUAUAGAGUGCGAACUGCAUUAGAUUCGAGCGAACUACAGUACAUGCAAAAUUCGAUGCCUGUUUCAAACGUCGAAUGUUGCAUGCCUAUUAUACCCAAUAUCGUUCAAAGAACAUCUUUCAGAGGAAAGUAUGAAAGCAUAUGUUACGCUGCGAUGAAUCUCAAUCUAUUACUAUGACCCUAACAAUUACAAAGUAACUACUUUAUACAGUCAAAAUUACUUCAGGAAUUCAUAUUUUUUAGAGUCGUAGUUCUUUGGAACAAUCGACCAGCGGACUGUAAAAAUUGUUCAUCUCUCUCGUUGUUUAAGUCUAAACUAUAUUCGCCUGUAUUCUAAAAGCUCACUCACAUUCAAAGAGUGGAGGUUCAGUCUGAGCUUCUCUUGAGUGCCAGUGCUGUUUUUGAAUAGCUAGAGGGUUAGUGUGGUACCUUACUGUGUGACUAAUCACCCUCCAGCUAUUCAAAAACAGCAUUGAUACUCAAGGCAAGCUCAGAUUGAACCACCACUCUUUGAGUGUGAGUGAGCUUUUAGAAUACAGGCGAUAGUCUUUUCUCGGACAAACUCUCUUCUUACACAUCGCCACAAUUAGUCUUUUUGUUUUUUUCAUGUAAUUGCUUGUCUCUUUUGUAUGGGGGCAGUUGUCAAUUGGGACUUCGUCCUGUCACACAUGUAAUUGUUGUAGUCCUUUUUUUGUAUUGUAUUGUAUUUGUAUACGUGACAAAUGAAUUAAAUUAAAUUCAAAAACUCAAUAAUUCAGGAGCAAAACACAAAGAAAAAUCAUAAGCGUGUCGUGGUUUUAUAUGUGAUAAAAAAUCAUGUUAAUUUACAUAAACUUUAGCUUUGAUUUUCUCGGUUUAGACAAAGUUUAUUUUAAAAAUUACUUUGCCAGUGAACUCGUAUAAGAUGAGUCGUUUUUGAAGCCAUUUAAAGCACUUGUAGUCGUGUUUUAUCACAUAUAAAACACUCCGCUACGCGUCGUGUUUUAUAUGUGAUAAAACACUCCUACGCGUGCUUUAAAUAGUACUUAAAGUGUAAAACACCUUAUGAUGCUGUACUCCGAAAUUUAAGAAUGUUGUAAGAACAUUUUAAGCCUAAAUUUGUCGGGAAAAUAAAAGUAUGCAAAGAUUUAUCUUUUUCCGAAGUUGGCAACUUGUGACAUUCCAAUAGCAUUAAUACAUGGAGUCUUUAAAGCGAUGCCCACGCGUGUCAAACGACGUCGCACUUUGCUCGAAUUCGACCGCACCGGUCGAAUUUAAAGUUAUGGUGAUUGUGACGAUUUCUAUCGCCAACGUGGGCGCUGCAGUUCACAAUAACACAAGUCAAUAAAACCCAAUGUACUACAAUUAACAUAAAGGUUUUAAUUCUGUAAUUACUAAGAGUUAUCUAAUUUCCUAAAGUAUUUUUUUUAACAAACCCGAGUCCAACAGAGUGUAGCUACGUCUUCUUUCUUCAGCUAGCCCACAGCGCUUAACUUUCCGCGUAGUAUCAAACAUAUAACAGCGUCGUAUUUUGUUUGUUGAGAAUUUUAACGGCUAUGUCUUAUGAACAAAAGCGUGACGAAACUUGCUAACAAUCUGAACAUUCUUAAAUCGCUUCGAGGUGGUUUUCUGUCGAUCUCAAAUGAACUUGAGCGUAUAUAGUCAGCGAACUUCAGUAUACUUCCAACAAAAGCGAGAUGUCCUUCCAAGUUGUUCUUCUCCUAAAGGUCUUCGUCGGUUUUUGAAUGUUUAGGAACUCCUUCCUUGCUUGUCCUGUUUUUCCUCUGCUCGCUUCAAACUCUGGGCUCCUUAUAUAAUCCAUUAAUUUACAUAUUCAUAAUAUAUAAUUAUAUAAUUAUAUACAGCUAUUCUUUUAUCACAGUGGUUAUGACCAUAAUUAGAAACGUCGAAUAAUUCAAGCCAUGGAAUUCGACACAUGCAUACAAAAUGUGACGUUUACUUUAAACAGGCCUUAUUGUACGUUUCCUUAGAAAAAGAUCUGUCAAAGUAAAAGAUGUAUUAAAGUUUUAUUGUUCAGUGAUUUGAUCGGAGGUCUAACGUUAUCACAAAGUCGAAAUAGUGAAAGAAUCCAAAAACGAGCUGUAAGGAUUAUCACUCCUGACCUAAGUUAUGAAGAUGCUCUUGCUUCGUCUAAACUGCUUCCACUUAAUCAGAGACGGGGACAUACAUUGCAUUGAUUUAAUUAAAAAAUGACCUCCCCGUCACAUAAAUUACACUACUUGUUACCUGAGAAAUAGAGAAACUAGAUUCAAUAGAAACAAAUAUUAUAAUUAAAAGUAGAACUGCUGAUCGUUUUAAGAACAGUCCACUGGUCUAUGCUGUAGAUAAAUACAAUAAUAAUAUGUUUUAGUAUUUUUGCACAAGUGAACAUAACAAAUCCUACGCGUUGAUUGGUCAGAUUUGACGUAAUAAGCUGUUAUCAUAGAGCUGUUAUAUUCGCCUGACGGUUACCGCUUCAAAAUGGCGGCUACCUGUUUUGUGGAAGUUUACUGACAAAGAAAUAAGCGAAAUUAAAAUAAAUUCAGUCUCAAAAAAACACAAAAGCUUGUGUAAAAAUACUAAAGCAAUUCGCCUCAGGCUUGCCUUACCUCGACUUCGUCUCGGCGAAUAUUCCCCGAUAAUCACCUCGCCUUCGGCGAAUAAUUGUUAAAUGUUCUUACUAGAUGUAAAUACAUAUAUUUUUAAAUAGUUUUAUUAACAUUUUAAUAGAUUUAUUUGUAGUACCUAUGUAAAUACAUGACAAUUAAGUUAUCUUAUUCCAUGUAUACUAUUUAAAAACCCCAGUAUUAUAAUUAGCGUAUGCCAAGCAUUUUUUGGCUGUAUUCCUACUUUUUAACCCCUGCAUUUUCAGUUUAGUAUCCAAAACCAAAUUUCAGUAUUUUGUGGGUAUGCAAAUUUCAGGCCCCGGCAGUACAAGUUUCAACUCACUUGGUGUUCUUAUGUUGUAGGAAAUCGCCAGAAAUGGGUUCCUCUUCCGCUGGACCCCAAAGGUCAAGAUGGUGAAAAUUCCAAUCAUUCACCAGAUCCUGAUGGUUCAUUUCCACCACGCAGAUCUCCCAGUUGGCGUGGUGUUUCACCUGGUGGCCGUGGGGGUAGGGGUAGGAGAGGUGCUGGUGGCUUGUUUAGGGGAGGAAGAGGUCGACAGCGAGGAGGUGGCAGAGGUGAGAAUUGUCUACUAUAUAAAACAUAAAUCAUUGUUUUCAGUCAAAAUAUUUAAAGAUUCAAGCAAGAUAUGAACAUAGUUAAUAAUAGAAUAGAUGGUUUGGAAACUCAUUAGAAUAACAAUAUAACUCAUUAUCUAUGUUGGUGAACGUUUAUUCAUAAAUAUGGUCCUUCACCGUCACGUGUGUAUUGUAUUUUUGCCAAAUCCACCAAUAGCAAUUCCAAUUCCCCCUAUUGUUCGAGUCACGGUCACGGAUAGGUAUCUUUCCUAAAACAUUGCUAUUGGUUAGUUGGGCAAAAAUACAAUACACACGUGACGGUGAAGGACCAGAUUUAUCAAUAAACGUUGACUAACAUAGAUAAUGAUUUUAUUGUUAUUCUAAUGAGUUUCCAAACCAUCUAUUCUAUUAACUGAUAUGAACAAGCUAAUAAAACUCUUUAUUAAAUUUUCACAAGUUUUUUCAAAUGAAACAAACUCGGACAUUUCAGGCGCUAAUUAAUAUUUCUUUUCCCAAUUUUUUUUUUUUUUUUGGGGGGGGGGAGAAACAAUAUUUGGACAUGCCACUUGUUACUAACUUACCGAAAUUUGUACAAUUUUUCAAUAAUAUUUUCGUAAAUUUAUCAAAAAUUUUCCUACAAUUAUUACUUUUAAAAAUUAUGUAAAAUUAUGUAAAAUUUUUGGCUGAGUUACAUAUUUUUUGCUUGACGAGCUUGUCGUUAAAAUUGCCCGACAAAACCGCAAUUUUACAACAUGUCCCCCCCCCCCUGGAGUUACGCCCCGGAACAAACUAAAUUUUUACUUCCAAUCUCCUUAAUGCUUAAUUCUCCUAUUUGCAGGGUCUGAUCAACAAAUGCAUUAUGGAAACAAUCCAUAUCAGUAUUCUAAUGUCAAUCCUUAUGAUGGAACAAUUUAUGUGGCUCAACCUUAUGCCGGAAUAUGCUACUAUGACAAUCGGAAUUACAGUAACAUGCUAGAUGAACCCUUGUUAAAAGACUAUAUUAGGAGGCAAAUGUGAGUGAAAUAUACUUGUCUUAUAAUAGACAAUUCCCAUUAUAGACUAAUUUUUUAUUUUGGAAAAAAAAAAUUGGGCCGAAAAUGGUAGCAAUUUCCGCACGCACUACAAAAGUAUACAAAAUUUGCAAACUUUGCAAGGCUAUAUUUUCCGCAUUUUACAACAUUUCGCAACCAAAGUUUGCAAUUUUACUCAUUUUAGUAUGCUCUUUCUAGCUGUGGUGAUUUAUUUGCAUCUCCUUGCCUAGUUUUAAAAUUAGUGUAUAAUGUUUGUAAAACAUUGAGAUUCGAGGGGAAACAAAACUAAGUAUUUCCCGAGUGAACAGAUUUUAAGUGUUUUGUUAUAUAGCGACGAAACAAAAAUCAACAUUCAUUCAACAAUUGUAUUUCAUGACAAAAACCCUAUAGUUUAAACGAGUUUAAUAUUAGAAGAACUUACUUAAACGGCUUUCAGCAGUAUAUCCUGCUGUCUAUUUUUCUUCUCUUUUACAUUCGUAGUUUAGAAACGUACGAGUUGUGCCGCCAUUUUGUUUAUUUAUUAACAAUUUUUCACUUGUUGGCCGGCGGGAUACAUUGCAUUUAUCUAAAGCCACGUGACUACAGAUGAGCCAAUCACGUUUGGUGUUCAACCUAACUAUACAAAUAACGAAAUGUUUUAGUUGGAUGUCACAACGUCCACGAUCUGAAAGAGAAAAAUGUACUUGCCGAUCUUUAGAAUAAAGACUCUGUAGUAUUACUAAUGCUAUAUUUUUUCUUUUUCUUUUAGUGAAUAUUAUUUUAGUACCGAAAACCUGGCGAAAGAUGUCUACCUGAGGCAACAGGUACUGAUGAUAAUUGAUAACUUCUUAGCAUGCACAUAUGCAUUUUAUGUUUACUAUUGUUUCACAUGCAUAUAGACGGAACAUUUAACAUAGAAACUAUCGAAACAUACUGUAAAAGCAGCACUGUAUCAAAGGGUGACGUGUGUACACCAAAAAAUGUUUUAAAAUUCCUGUUGUUUCAAAACAAUUGUGAACGAUUGAGAAUAAUUUCUCAAUGUCUGAAUUUGCCAGACCUGGAAAAAGUGUUUGGUGCUCCUCGGGGCCUGGAUUUGCGUGUUUCAAACAAUCGAAAAUUCGACUGUACAUUACUCUAUUAUUUAUGCUACAGCAAAGCAUACUUGACUGUAUAUUUGUUACAUGUCUUACUGUAAAUGACAGUAUACAGUAGUGGAUCCGGCAAGGUUUCUAAAGGGGAGGGGGGUGCUGGGCGAGCAGCAAAGCACAUCAAACCCAGCAAUGGCCAGCAGCGAACACUGUCAUGAAAGUGCAUCUACAGGUUAUAGUUUCUUGGUUACCAUUUACAGAAACGUUGAAUAAAAUUAAUAUAAUUUAAUAAUGAUAUAAAAUAUGAAUCCCCGAGAUCAUCUGCAUGUCAACACUGCACAUGUCAACUGCAUUAUUAAUAGCUAUACACUUCAUGCUGUUUAGCCAGAAACGUGAUUAUUUUCAAAUUAUUUGUACUGUAACAUGUAUCUCAUUUCGCGUGUUAAAAGCUUUAAAAUGAUAAUUACUGUAGCAAGCUGACACAUAUUUCAAUUUAGAAGAAAUUGUUUACGGUUCAAAACGGUGCUUCGCUCGCAAGCGUUCUAAUGCUACUGAUGGUUUACAGUGUUUCGCUCGCUACUCUGGUUUAAAUGUUGGUACAAUGUUCUGUUUAUAGAUGGAUGGUGAAGGUUUUAUUCCUAUAAGCUUAAUAGCAAGUUUUUACCGAGUACAAGCACUGAGUCAAGACCAAGAUCUUAUACUUCAGG
Paramuricea clavata is the source of this 11706-nucleotide messenger RNA. The record is from the annotation of a GenBank genome assembly. Lineage: Eukaryota; Metazoa; Cnidaria; Anthozoa; Malacalcyonacea; Plexauridae.